CGCAUGUAUAACAUGAUGGAGACGGAGCUGAAGCCGCCGGGCCCGCAGCAAGCUUCGGGGGGCGGCGGCGGCGGAGGCAACACCACGGCUGCAGCGACCGGCGGCAACCAGAAGAACAGCCCGGACCGCGUCAAGAGGCCCAUGAACGCCUUCAUGGUGUGGUCCCGGGGGCAGCGGCGUAAGAUGGCCCAGGAGAACCCCAAGAUGCACAACUCGGAGAUCAGCAAGCGCCUGGGCGCCGAGUGGAAACUUUUGUCGGAGACCGAGAAACGGCCGUUCAUCGACGAGGCCAAGCGGCUGCGCGCUCUACACAUGAAGGAGCACCCGGAUUAUAAAUACCGGCCGCGGCGGAAAACCAAGACGCUCAUGAAGAAGGAUAAGUACACGCUUCCCGGAGGGCUGCUGGCCCCGGGCGGGAACAGCAUGGCGAGCGGGGUUGGGGUGGGCGCCGGCCUGGGUGCGGGUGUGAACCAGCGCAUGGACAGCUACGCUCACAUGAACGGCUGGAGCAACGGCAGCUACAGCAUGAUGCAGGAGCAGCUGGGCUACCCGCAGCACCCGGGCCUCAACGCGCACGGCGCGGCGCAGAUGCAGCCCAUGCACCGCUACGACGUCAGCGCCCUGCAGUACAACUCCAUGACCAGCUCGCAGACCUACAUGAACGGCUCGCCCACCUACAGCAUGUCCUACUCGCAGCAGGGCACCCCCGGCAUGGCGCUGGGUUCCAUGGGCUCGGUGGUCAAGUCCGAGGCCAGCUCCAGCCCCCCCGUGGUUACCUCUUCCUCCCACUCCAGGGCGCCCUGCCAGGCCGGGGACCUCCGGGACAUGAUCAGCAUGUACCUCCCCGGCGCCGAGGUGCCGGAGCCCGCUGCUCCCAGUAGACUGCACAUGGCCCAGCAUUACCAGAGCGGCCCGGUGCCCGGCACGGCCAUUAACGGCACACUGCCGCUGUCGCAUAUGUGA
Molecule: messenger RNA, 963 nt
Organism: Arvicola amphibius (Eurasian water vole)
Lineage: Eukaryota; Metazoa; Chordata; Mammalia; Rodentia; Cricetidae
Gene: Sox2
Product: SRY-box transcription factor 2
Exons: 1
Coding region: 4-963 (319 amino acids)
Biological process (GO): cell differentiation; anatomical structure morphogenesis; regulation of DNA-templated transcription
Molecular function (GO): RNA polymerase II cis-regulatory region sequence-specific DNA binding; DNA-binding transcription factor activity, RNA polymerase II-specific
Source: RefSeq, a predicted model, not a curated record